AUGGAGCGAGAUUUCAUGGGGUUGGGAUCGCAGCACCUGAACAAGGCUACCGUGAAGGAGGAGACUCCUGCAGAAUCCGCCGCCAAGGAUUCCGUGACCAUGAGGAACUCUGGAGGAGCUCAGUGGUCAUUUUCAUCCAACAAGGUCUCUGCUGUUCCCCAGUUCUUGUCAUUUCAGACUGCUCCUGAAGACAAACCAAGGAAAAGUAUUUUUGAUCCGGUAGCCUCGUCAAGCUUCAUGUCUAUCUCAAAUGCUGAUACUUUCGACUCCAGCAACAAGAGGGGGUCUGCCUCCUUCUUACAGAAAAAUUGGAUGGAAGCUGGAAGCCAUCAUCGCAAAAUGGCACCUCGCCCAAUGCAGCAGCACAUUGAUGCAUUCCCUUUGGGAUCCACCAAGGAUAUUACAAAAUUCCCUCUGUCUAACGGACACCAAAAUGCUCAUCUUUCUCUGGGCACUCCUGUUCUGCAGUCCCAUUUUGCUUCCACUACACAUAGCGGUUUCAGAAACUCCAUGACCAUACAACCACUCGGUGGGGUUCCAGUUGCAACACCUAUUCCUGUUGUUCCAGCUUCAACAAGCUCUGUAAUUGGCACUACCGAGCCCCGGAACACCCCCAAGUUCUCUGGCUCCUCUGCCCAGUUAACCAUCUUUUAUGCUGGUUCUGUUUGUGUUUAUGAUGAAGUCUCCCCUGAACAGGCACAGGCUGUUAUGUCAAUGGCUAGAAGAAGCGGGCCAUCUCCUUCGCGUAAUAAUAAGCCAGCUUCAACUCCAGCUUCCCAAAUGCAGCCUGCUGUCCAAACCUCCCUCGUUAUGGACCAUCAUUUUGCAGCGAACAAAUUCAGUAAAACACCUCCAGUGUCAAGCAUGCCGAGUCCCAUUUCUGUGAGCUCAAGUACGAGCAGUGAAUCCGGAACAGCGAGAUCUCUCGUGUCAUCACCUAACAUCCAUUUCGAGCCAUCUUCGAUCCAAACUAGUUCCUGUGGAGGACCUGCUCCCAUUGCAGUAGGGCUGCCUCAGCAGGUUCGUAUACCCCAGGCCCGGAAAGCAUCGUUGGCUCGGUUUUUGGAGAAGCGCAAGGAAAGGGUGUCCAGUGCAUCGCCUUAUUCGGCAAGUAAGAACUCUUCGGAAGGCAACGUCUGUGCCUGA
Linum trigynum is the source of this 1146-nucleotide messenger RNA. The record is from the annotation of a GenBank genome assembly. Lineage: Eukaryota; Viridiplantae; Streptophyta; Magnoliopsida; Malpighiales; Linaceae.